AAUAUUCAUGAGCGAAGCCUCCGCCAUAGUACGGUUCGUAAUUACGCGACCCUCCCACACUCUCGUUCUCCGUUCAUCAGCGGCUGUCCUCAGCAUCCCCUUGCUCUGUAAUGAUGGUGUGCGUGGAUGCUGCUGAUGCGGCGGUGCCUGGGGCCUAAUCCACCGGUUACCGGGAAACCCGAGAGACGAGGACGCGAGGGGUUGGGCAGUAUGAGCCUUUCCUUUAACGACCGGUUACCGGAUCACUGCUGUAUCUCAUGUCAGUUUGUUUGCUCGCGUGAAGCCGAGGAAUGAAGUGCUGCAACCAUGAUGCAAGGACUGAAAAAGCGUACCCGAAAGGCCUUCGGGAUACGGAAGAAAGAAAAGGACAGUGACUCCACUGGAUCCCCAGACAAAGACAAAUCUAAAAAAGCCAAUGGUGCACCUAAUGGUUUCUACGGUGAAAUCGACUGGGAUCGAUAUAACUCUCCUGAUGUGGAUGAUGAGGGUUACAGCGUUAAACCCGGAGAACAAGGUGGAACAGCUUCAAAAGUCAAGACGCUCUUCUCCUCCAGUGAGUCAGAGGGAGAGGAGGACCAUGGGAAGAAAUUUAAGAUCAAGAUCAAGCCGUUGACAGCAAACAGUGGAAACUGCACAGUGUCUACUAUGGAUGAGCUGAAGGCCUCAGUAGGGACGCUGGCGAUCUCUCCUUCUCCUCUGAGAAAGAGUCCGAGGCGAAGUCCAUGCCAGAUGAAGCGAAACCUGUCAAAUGAGGAGAUUGCCAGACCGCGACGAUCUACUCCAACACCCACGACAACUCCAGGACCUGGUUCAGACCCGCCCAGAGAAAACACAACAGCGUUCUUCGGCCCACCGUUUGAGACCAAUUUUGAAGCACACAACUCAGAAGUGUUCCCGGUUGAGCCGGAGCUCUGGUGUCAGUCAACUUCUCUCUCCACCUGUGUUCUGAGCAGAUCUCUGCCCACUGGAGCUCCGCCUCCACUUCCUCCAAAGAACAUUCCUGUCACCCCACCUGGACGCAGUUCUAGUUCUGUAGAGUCCUCCGGUUAUUAUAGUGUGGUUCCUAGUGUCAGAGGAGAUGGAUCAGCUUCAAUCUGUCAGGAUGCCCCAUUAUCUGACCCAUCCAGAGGGGCAUUUAUGCCUGACUUGGACAGUGUUUUUGGGCCUGCUGAGACGCCCAGGUCUGGAUCAGAUGUGGUGCAGUGCAGCUGGGUGAGCUUCAGCGAAGGCUCUCCCGCCCGACCCCCUCCCCCAGACGAACCCGCCCCUUCUCCACCUCUGUCCUCUUCCCCCGCGGACUCACCCCCGACCUCACCCCUCCACCUGCCGCCUCCCGCCUCGCCCCCUCCCCCACUCCACUCCAUCCCGCCUCCAGAUUCACCUCCACCACCGCCACCCUCAGACUCUCCUCUGAGUCCUCCAGACCUCCCCUGCUGCUUUCAGCUCCCAGAGUCCGAGCCCGCCCAAGAGUCCCCCGUCACCCCCGCCAGCCCUGGACUGCCCUUCCUGCCAGCAGACCACCCCCCACAUGGAGCCAUACCUUCCCCUCUUGCCUUGAGAGAUGACAGCAGGAGAACCCCUGACCUGGUGGGCAUGAGGGACGAGAUUUCUGUGUUUGGCACAUCACCCAAAGACCUUGUAGCAGGAAGCUUCAGAGGAACCCCACCUCCACUGCCACCUCCUACUUACAGGAGUGUGGUGGGCUCCCCGGGGCCCGGCAGUGGGCCAUCAUCUCCCGCACGUGCUGGCACUCCCCUGUCUGCUGGCAGUCCGAUCCCACCUCUACCACCAAGACCAUCAUCACGACCUAAACUACCACCUGGAAAACCAAACCUAGCAGAUCUGGCCCGACCCUUCAGCCCCCCCAUCCACUCAUGGAGUCCUCCACCCUUCGCUCCUCUGGCCAGAGCUGAGAGCACCUCCUCCAUCUCCUCCGUCACCUCUCUGAGCGCAGCCUCCACACCUACACUAGGCCGAGAGCUCAACCUCUCUGUGUCAGUGUGUUCCAGAGGUCCGAGUCCUCUCACAAUGGGACCCCAGGACACUCUACCAGUGGCAGCUGCCUUCACGGAGACCAUCAGCGCCUACUUUAAAGGAGCAGAUCCCACUAAGUGUUUGGUGAAGAUCACUGGUGAGAUGGUGCUGUCUUUCCCAGCAGGGAUCACCAGACACUUCUCCUCUCAUCCCAGUCCACCAGUGCUGACCUUUACCAUCAGCCAGUACAGUCGGCUGGAGCAGGUCCUUCCCAACCCACAGCUUCUGUGCUGCGACACCACGCCACCUACAGGUGAUUCGAAGGAGUUCUGGGUCAAUAUGUCAAACUUGUUGAGUCACCUGAAGAAAGUGGCUGAGCAGAGGCCACAGGCCACGUAUUACAACGUAGACAUGCUGAAGUACCAGGUGUCCACUCAAGGCAUCCAGUCCACUCCGCUGAACCUUGCGGUGAGCUGGCGUGGUGAUGCCAGCAGUACAGACCUCAGGAUAGACUAUAAAUACAACACAGAGGCCAUGCACAUACCCACACCGCUCACCAACAUCCACUUCAUGGCAGCUGUGGACGGCGGCGUGAACAAACUGCAGGCUAUGCUCCCACCUGCCACCUGGAACCCAGAGAUGCAGAAAAUAACGUGGAAGAUCCCAGAGCUCUCACAGAGGUCUGAAAAUGGAGGGGUGGGCGCUCUUCUGGCUCGCUUCCAGCUAGCCGAGGGUCCCAGCAGACCUUCUCAGCUGGCGGUGCAGUUCACCAGUGAGGGCAGCACUCUGUCUGGCUGUGAUUUUCAACUCCUAGGUUCAGGCUACAGACUCUCCCUGGUUAAAAAAAGGUUUUCUGCAGGUAAAUAUCUGGCAGACAACUGACCUGGCCACAGUGAUGUAGGAUGGACUGUGAGUGGGAUGUUAGGAUGCUCUUUUGGCACUACAAAGACUUUCGAAAAUGUUUUUAUUGAAAUACAGCACUCAAAAUCUCACGUAUAAUGUCUGGUGUAGAAUAUCAUCAGUGCGUUCUGUGGGUGUGUGUAUGUGAAUAUUAGUAAAUAUUUUGUGUGUAUAUGAUAAAACUUCAGGACAAAUGCAAUACGUGGAAUUUUUUCGCUGGGUUCUUGCAGAAGGCAGAGUUUCCUUUUUCACUAUUGCACAUUCUCUCUCUGCCCAUUACAAUCUAAUGAUACCAGGGUUCACAUACGGAACACACCUGUCAGCAGUGUUUGGUUUUCUUUUAGCUAUUUUGACAGAUUAUAAACAAUACAAUUCAACUAGCAUGAGGUCUCUCCCAAACAAUGCUACAGAUUUUGAGAUUCAGUUUGUUAACAUUAGUUAUUGCAUUAGGUAUCAUGAACUAACAACGAACAAUAUUGUUACAGCCUUUUUAAUUCUAGGUUAAUGUUCAUUUCUGCAUGUACUGUACACUACUGUUUAAAGUCAGUAAGUGUUUUUUUGUUUUGUUUUUUUAAGAAAUUAAUAUUAAUUCAGCAAGGAUUCACUCAGUUGUAACUUUCUGUUCAUCAAAGAAUCCUGAAAAAAAUGUGUCCUGUUGAGCUGUACAACUGUUUUCAACAUUGAUAAUAAUAAUAAUAAUAAUUCUUUCUUGAGCAUCAAAUCAGCAUAUGUGACCCUGGACCACAAAACCAGUCUUAAGUGUCAAUUUUUCGAAAUUGAGAUUUAUACAUCAUCUGAAAGCUGAAUAAAUAAGCUUUCUGUUGAUGUAUGGGUUGUUAGGAUCGGACAAUAUUUGGCCGAGAUACAACUAUUUGAAAAUGUGGAAUCUGAGGGUGCAAAAAAAUCCCUAAGUUCUUAGCAAUGCAUAUUACUAAUCAAAAAUUAAGUUUUGAUAUAUUUACAUUAGGAAAUUUACAAAAUAUCUUCAUGGAACAUGAUCUUUACUUAAUAUUCUAAUGAUUUUUGGCAUAAAAGAAAAAUUUAUAAUUUUGACCCAUACAAUGUAUUUUUGGUUAUUGCUACAAAUAUACCCCAGCGACUUAAGACUGGUUUUGUGCUCCAGGGUCACAUAUAUAUAUAUAUAUAUAUAUAUAUAUAUAUAUAUUAAAAUAGAAAACAGUUAUUUUAAAUUUGUAUAAUAUCUUGAUGUUUUUAUUGUAUUUUUGAUUAAAUAAAUUGAAAUAGAAUUUUUUUUAAAUCUUACCGACCUCAAACAUUUUGAGUCAUAGAAAUUAACAUUAAUUAUGAGCAAAAUAUGAAUUAGCUAUGUUAGUAAAUUUAUGAAUUAACAUUAACCUAGAUUAUUAAUGCUGUAAAAAUGUUGUUCGUUAUUAGUUUAUGAUGCGUAAAACCAAUGUUAGAGAAUUAACCCUUAUUGUAAAGUCUUACCAUGCUACAAUUAGAGACCGGUUAGAAAUGAUGAGAGAGAAAUACAGAGACAUGCUUCCACAGAAUAUUCUCCUCAGUAUCAUCUCAAAUGCCUCUAGCGUCAGUGUUAAUGUUGAUUUGAUGUUAUUGGUGAAUGCAUGUUAGAGUGCAUCACUUCUGUCUAGUUGGCCCGUAGCCCUUUGUUAAAUUAAGUGCUUAAACAUGGAUGUAACUGACAUUCAUAAUUCAUGCAAAAAGUGAUGCCUACUUUUAUUUUCUUUUUUUAAUCAUUUAUUUAUGUAGACAUUUUAGGGAAAUGAAACUCCAUUUGUGUCAGGGAUGCAGAAUUCCUUAAAUCGAAAUAAACUUAAGGAAUUGGUCAAAUAUAAACAUUUUUCCUUUUGGUUUUCCACAAUGUGGAUUUAAUUUUCCCAAAUCAUUGUACUGUAGCAAUAUUUAAAGAUAAUGUGUAAAAAUGUAAAAUAGAAAUUGUUAUACAUGUAUCCAAAUGGAUAUAGUUUCUAUGUCUUUCCUGUCAAGUUAUUGUUAGCAUUUACAGUUCAUGACGGCACUUUAUUUUAAUUUAUUAAUUUGUUUAAAAUUCACAGAAUUUAUUUUAUGCCUAUUUUGUGGUUUGUAAUGGAUUAUGAACACUCGGACUGUUUUUAUUGUUGAAAACGGGAAAGAAACAGCAUUUUAACUGACUAGUACAGAAGAACAUUUAUCACAUCCUUUCAUUUAUCACUUCCUUGUACUGUAUUGUGUUGAAAGUAAGGAAAUGUUCAUCUUUAUUCUCAAUGUUUUUGUUUGCUGAGCUAUAUAGACUUUGUCACAAGACUUAUAUGUGGAUCAUUGCCUUUACAGUUGUGAGAGUAUCCAUCCAUCCAAGUGUGUAGAAACUUACAGUGUCUAAAAAAUAUCUCUAGUUGAAGAGAUAUAAUUUAGAAAUACACAUGACAUUCCUGGAUCAUUUUCGGUCAUGUGGGUCGGCUAACCUGGGUUUAGUUAAGUGUCAUAUUAUUUCUGCCAUUCAUUAAGUGUACUUUAUUUCGGUGGUUUGGAGGCCUUACCUUACCCAAAAAGUGGAGGGAUUGAAAGACAGCUGCUGCUUGUGGAUGGUUUAUUCCAGUUAAAACAUGUCUCCAUCUCUCAUUUUAUAUAUAUAAAAAAUGUACUUAUUACUUUUUAUCCCACAGAUGUUGUUGUAUUGUGUUUGUCAGCUAUCUUGCAUCUUGUUCAUACAUCGUUCAGAAAAUGGAAUAUGCAAACAUUUCAUGCAUAGAGUAACCUCUCCCCAGAUUUUAAGAGAAUAUAGAGACUGAAAAUGCUAAAUAUAUCAGAAGUGAAAAUUAUGUAAUGUCUUAAAAAAUAAAAUCAAGAAAUUCAU
This is a messenger RNA of Onychostoma macrolepis, 5689 nucleotides long. RefSeq names its product SH3GL interacting endocytic adaptor 1b (gene sgip1b). Gene Ontology annotation, biological process: regulation of endocytosis; plasma membrane tubulation; cytoskeleton organization. The coding region runs from base 307 to 2856 and encodes 849 amino acids. The record is from RefSeq and is a predicted model, not a curated record. Gene Ontology annotation, cellular component: cytoplasm; endosome; plasma membrane. Gene Ontology annotation, molecular function: phospholipid binding. The transcript is spliced from 23 exons. NCBI's taxonomy places the organism in Eukaryota, Metazoa, Chordata, Actinopteri, Cypriniformes, Cyprinidae.